CUUACACCAGGAGCACACUUGAAUCACAAGGAACGCUUCCCAAACAGCUUGAAUCACAAGAAGUACGCUAGCCUGGAUUCCGUUCCUUCCUUCGCCACCACUCAAGACGCUUGAUCACUGGAGCAUCGUGCCUUCUCUUGACCCCGCCAACGCAAACUCUCUCUCUGUCUCAGCAGCGCACCACGUCCCAGACCCCCAAAGUCUUGGUGUAGUCUUAUUAGGCAUUCUUAUUUCCAGUGCGACUCCGAAGAGCUCUUCUGAACAGACAAGAUCGGACUGUGACUGAGUGGAAAAAAUGGCAUUGCCCAAGCGCAUUAUCAAGGAGACGGAGAGGCUGAUGGCAGAGCCUGUACCAGGUAUCAGUGCGGUCCCUCACGAGGAUAAUCUACGAUACUUUGAUGUCUCGAUACAUGGCCCGUCGCAGUCUCCUUAUGAAGGUGGAAUCUUCAAGCUGGAGCUCUUUCUACCUGACGAUUAUCCCAUGACACCUCCUAAGAUUCGCUUCCUCACCAAGAUCUAUCACCCGAAUAUCGAUAAACUAGGUCGUAUCUGCUUGGACGUUCUGAAGAGUAACUGGUCACCAGCCCUCCAAAUUCGAACCAUCCUUCUCUCGAUCCAAGCCCUUCUCGGUGCACCAAACCCAGAUGAUCCACUGGCACCCGAAGUUGCAAAGAGAUGGAAGGAGGACGAACAAGCUGCUAUUGCAACAGCAAAGGAGUGGACACGAACGCAUGCUAUGACUUGAUACUGCU
Messenger RNA from Mollisia scopiformis, 752 nucleotides. RefSeq names its product ubiquitin-conjugating enzyme E2. Bases 296 to 745 code for a protein of 149 amino acids. Lineage: Eukaryota; Fungi; Ascomycota; Leotiomycetes; Helotiales; Mollisiaceae. Gene Ontology annotation, biological process: DNA damage tolerance; protein K63-linked ubiquitination. The record is from RefSeq and is a predicted model, not a curated record. Gene Ontology annotation, molecular function: ubiquitin conjugating enzyme activity. Gene Ontology annotation, cellular component: nucleus. The transcript has 4 exons.